AUGGAGUCUUCCAAGACCUUCAUGAGACAGCUGCCCAUCACACCAGGAUACGGUGGCUUCAUACCGUGGCUCAGCUGCCAGGGAUCCCCGAGAGAGGACCGCAUGAACGACUGUGUCAGAGCCUUCCAGGAGAAAACACAGAGAUACAAGGAGCAGGAGGAGGAACUCAACAACACUGUAGACAACAACCCCGUCCUCAAGCCGGUCACCACUGAGGACACAGUGCUGUGGACGCUGCACGAGUAUGCCAGGAAGUACCACCCCCUGACUCUGGAGCACAAGAACGUGAAGAAACCCAUACACGAGCCUCCUAUCCCUGGCUGGGCGGGCUUCCUGCCCAGAGCCAGGGUCACUGAAUUCGGCUGUGCCACAAGGUAUACCAUCAUGGCCAAAAAGUGUUACGAAGACUUCCUGAGUUUGGGGGAGCAGUCCAGGAGAGCCCAGAUGAAGUCCUACGAGCAGUAA
Messenger RNA from Psammomys obesus (fat sand rat), 465 nucleotides. It is a transcript of the gene Spmip5, whose product is annotated as chromosome unknown C10orf82 homolog. The record is from RefSeq and is a predicted model, not a curated record. NCBI's taxonomy places the organism in Eukaryota, Metazoa, Chordata, Mammalia, Rodentia, Muridae. Bases 1 to 465 code for a protein of 154 amino acids. The transcript has 3 exons.